AUGGAGGGUGGUCCUCAAGUGCUACAGAGUAUGUGGUCGCUAUCGCCUCAGCCGACGAUAUCGUUUAUCUCGCUUAUCAAGUCGGUUUUUACGGGAUCGUCAUUUUCGACCCAGACAACAUUUCCAUACUACUGCUUUGGACCUUUAUUUGCAUCAUCGUCUAAUUUUGCGGCGUGUUGGUUUUGUGUUCUAUCUCAAGCUGCACGUCAAUCACAAAGAACUGUCGAAGUCAAUUAUAACAACCACCAUUAUCCUCUGCAUGAAAAAGGAGAGCCCAACCCUGGUGUUUUGCGCAGGAUCACCAACACUUUUCCGCUGCGGUGGCGCAAAGAGACCAUCCUCGGCAACUUCCUGAUCUGGAUACUCAGCAUGGGCACCCUGGCAAAUAUCGCCUUUGGCAGCAUGGACAAAAGAUACGACGACCAACAGACCCCUGUGGAUGGCAUGGAGUCAAUACUGCUCGAAGAUGUGUACUGUUGGCACCAAAAAGAGCUUAGGCAUUAA
Messenger RNA from Pyricularia grisea, 504 nucleotides. RefSeq lists its product as uncharacterized. NCBI's taxonomy places the organism in Eukaryota, Fungi, Ascomycota, Sordariomycetes, Magnaporthales, Pyriculariaceae. The transcript is spliced from 4 exons. The record is from RefSeq and is a predicted model, not a curated record. Bases 1 to 504 code for a protein of 167 amino acids.